CAGAGGACGAGCUAACAAGCUAUCCGGAGUUAGCCGUUAAUUACGUUGAACGGCCGUUCGGUGUCACCGGGACUGUUUUUAGUCUUUUACUGCCUUUUGUUUGACUUUUACGGUGCUACGGCAGCGACAGAAAGAGGAGGAGGUCUGCUGACAUUAUGCUCGCCGCCUUGCUGUGCGGAGCUGUGGUGUUUCCGGGGCUUUUCUGCAGCUUUAGGAAAAUACUGAAACUCCGCUUCGCACGGUGGAGCGACGCCGACGCGGUCUGUGUCAGUGAGAGAUUGGUCUCCUCCAUCCAUGCAACACUGGCCACAGCAGCUGGAGUCACAGUGGCUUCAUCCUGCAGGGACGUCAUGACUGACAGUCACUGGCUGGUCACCGGCUUCGUUUUCUUUGGCGCUCCCUACAUGGCCUAUGACAUCUUUGCCAUGUAUCUGUGCCACUACCACACUCAGAAGGUCAAAGGUCGCUCCCCUGCAGACAGCAGCCACUCUCUGCAGACAGUCAGGGCUUUCCUCCUGAAGGACUGGAUGCUGGUCCUCCAUCACGCUGCCCUGCUCGUCAUUUUCAUGCCCAUCGUUCUGUUCUUAAGAAGAGGACUGGGGGAUUUCUUUGUCGGCUGCAUGUUCACUGCAGAGUUCAGCACUCCUUUCCUCUGCACAGGACAGAUUCUGAUCCAGCUGGGCCUCGAUAACACAAAGCUGCACAAAAUCAACGGCCUCAUUGUCCUCCUGAGUUUCUUCACGUGUCGGAUCCUGGUCUUCCCCUUCAUGUACUGGAGGUACGGGCUCCAGGUUGGGAUUCCUCUGCACAGAGUGGCCUUUCAUCUGCCUCUGCAGUGCAACCUGGGUAACCUGGUGGUCCUGGCUCCCCAGAUCUACUGGUUCUACCUGCUGCUGAGGAAAGCCAACAGACUGUACCUGAGACAGAGCAGACAGGCAGACAAAGACAAGCCGAGGACGGACUGAAGAGUUCCGCUGUUUGCAGAAAUGACACGAGACACGAAGAUCAAAAACAUGAUCAGUUUUUAGUGCCACUAUUAGGCAGAAAAAAAGAGAUUCUGAGAAUAGAGUUUUUAUAUUUUAAGAGUAAAGCCAUAAGUUACAAGGAGAAAGGUUUGUAUUUUGAGGAUAAAGUGACAAUCUUGGAUCAGUGGUUAGCACCAUUGCCUCGCAGCAAGGAGGUCGCUGGUUUGAGUCCCAGUGAGGACACCUGGGAUCUUUCUGCGUUGAGUUUGCAUGUUCUGCAGCGUGAGUUCUCUCUGGGUUGGUCAUGCUUUAAAAUCACUUAUUUAACAUGCUAAAUGUUGGUUUCGAAAAGUCAUCCAACUGCAGGUGACACAUUAUUUAAACCAAUAUGAUGCCAACAUUAGAAGUAUACAUUAGUUUCUCUGCACAAAUUAGUUAUUUUUAUUCAUCCACUGUCUCGUUAGACGUGUGACCUUAAUGUUAAUUUCAUUAUUGAUUAUGGGCAAUGAUGCAAGGUGGCUCGGUGGUUAGCACCGUUACCUCACAGCUCAAAGGUCACCGGUCAUGUCCCGGUGAGGACAUCCAGGAUCGUUCUGCGUGGAGUUUGCAUGUUCUCCCCGUGCAGCGUGGGUUCUCUC
This is a messenger RNA of Stegastes partitus (bicolor damselfish), 1603 nucleotides long. RefSeq names its product protein FAM57A-like. Gene Ontology annotation, cellular component: membrane; endoplasmic reticulum. Bases 156 to 965 code for a protein of 269 amino acids. NCBI's taxonomy places the organism in Eukaryota, Metazoa, Chordata, Actinopteri, Pomacentridae. Gene Ontology annotation, biological process: lipid homeostasis. The record is from RefSeq and is a predicted model, not a curated record. The transcript has 5 exons.